AUUUUCUAGGCCCGACGGCGGACUUCAAGGCCGCGCGGCCCGGGCGUUCGCUGGGGAGGAGGGGUCCCGCGGGGCCCCACGGGAGUCGUAGUCCGGCGCGCAGGGAUCACCGGGAGCUGUAGUCCGUCCCGCCUGCCCAGUCAGCGCGGUGCUGCCCGCCCCGCACUCGGAGCACAGAGCCGCAACCCAGGAAGGGGAUGCGGAAGCCCUUGGCUCGGUGGAGCGGAGAGGCAGGCGGGCAGGAGCCGAGGACGGCAUGUCCCAGGCCCCGGGAGCACAGCCGAGCCCACCCUCUGUGUACCACGAACGGCAGCGCCUGGAGCUAUGUGCCGUCCACGCCCUCAACAACGUUCUGCAGCAGCAGCUCUUUAGCCAGGAGGCUGCCGAUGAGAUCUGCAAGAGGUUGGCCCCAGACUCCCGGCUGAACCCUCAUCGCAGCCUCCUGGGCACCGGCAACUAUGACGUCAACGUGAUCAUGGCCGCUCUGCAGGGGCUGGGCCUGGCCGCCGUGUGGUGGGACAGGAGGAGGCCCCUGUCCCAGCUGGCCCUGCCCCAGGUGCUGGGACUAAUCCUGAACCUGCCCUCGCCCGUGUCUCUGGGGCUGCUGUCACUGCCGCUACGCCGGCGGCACUGGGUGGCCCUGCGCCAGGUGGAUGGCAUCUACUACAACCUGGACUCCAAGCUGCGGGCGCCCGAGGCCCUGGGGGACGAGGACGGAGUCAGGGCCUUCCUGGCGACUGCGCUGGCCCAGGGCCUGUGUGAGGUGCUGCUGGUGGUGACCAAGGAGGUGGAGGAGAAGGGCUGCUGGCUUCGGACAGACUGAUCUCAGCUGACCGUCGGCGCCCACAGCACAGUCCCUGCGCGUCCCCCUCUGACUGUGCACACUGCGUGCCUGGGAAAGGCCUGGGGAGGCCUGCCCCCUCCCCACACCCCUGCUCCCCACUGCCGCUGCUGCCUCAAUAAAUCUGCUGAUUUUCUGCC
Messenger RNA from Mandrillus leucophaeus (drill), 981 nucleotides. RefSeq names its product Josephin domain containing 2 (gene JOSD2). The record is from RefSeq and is a predicted model, not a curated record. The transcript is spliced from 5 exons. NCBI's taxonomy places the organism in Eukaryota, Metazoa, Chordata, Mammalia, Primates, Cercopithecidae. Gene Ontology annotation, biological process: protein deubiquitination. Gene Ontology annotation, molecular function: cysteine-type deubiquitinase activity. Bases 257 to 823 code for a protein of 188 amino acids.